Vicia faba (fava bean) is the source of this 747-nucleotide messenger RNA. The record is from the annotation of a GenBank genome assembly. Lineage: Eukaryota; Viridiplantae; Streptophyta; Magnoliopsida; Fabales; Fabaceae.
AUGUUGUGGAAAGUUCAGUUUUCUCCUUUUAUAAAAAAAGCUAAUUUCUUUUGGACGAAUUUUGAAAUUUUCUCAUCAAGAAAUAAUCUGAUUGGACGAAUUUUGAAAUUUUCUCAUGUUGUCAUAAUUUCUUUUGUUGUAAUCAAUUCGUUCAAGUCUCUUCUUAAUAUUGUUACCGCGAUUGAUUUUUAUUAUUUAUUUUGUGUGUGGAACACACGGGUAUAUUCGGCCCACACCGUACCUACUUCCAACGUCAAUCCUCCAUAUUCCAAGGCUUUUUAUGAUUUGAAGGAAUCGAUUGUGAAAGGGUUAGGGUUUACGGCGAAAGAUGGUAUCAAGAUUAUGAGAUUUGAACCGAGAGAAGCUCGGGUUGGACAUUUUGUAGAAUAUCAAUUUGAUGUUGAAAUUGAUAAUAAGCUUGCUGGACCCAUGGAGCUUUGGAUUCAGGAUGAUAAGGAUAUGAGAAUUUCUCUCCCUCAUGAUGUAGAAGCUGGGGUCUUGAAGAAAGUGGUUUUGGCCGAUGGUGUUGUGGUUACUGUGAAAGGUGCAAGAAUAGUGAGUCUUAUUGACAAGAAGAGGGUCUUUAUAUCUGUUCAACAUUUUCACCAACCCAUAAUCAAAUUUCAGACACCCAACACUUUGAAGAAGCUCUAUCUAACAGGUGCAUCAUUCAUAUCUGCAAUAAUUGUAUUUGGUGGGCUUAUUGCACCCAAGGCAGAGAGAACUCGGAAAAUGGGGGCAUGGUAA